Messenger RNA from Somion occarium, 1983 nucleotides. The record is from the annotation of a GenBank genome assembly. Lineage: Eukaryota; Fungi; Basidiomycota; Agaricomycetes; Polyporales; Cerrenaceae.
UUUAAUAUCUUUCAGACUGUAUCCAGAGUUCGGUUCCCUCCCACCCGUCCCCGAUUCUUCAUUGCAGUAGGAUCUCCAACAUGUCCCUACUAGGAACGUCCUCAUAUGGCAUCGUGGCGACUGGUAUAUCGCUUUUGAUUGCCUUCUUAGUACACUGGUACAAUUCUCGCUUGAAGAGUGUCAAUUAUGUCCCGGGCAUGCGAGUGCCAUUCUCUCCUAUCUCCGUCUUUGGCGCAGUCCUUCCCACAACAUGGUGGAAUCCUGGGUUGCACUGGACUUGGAAGUGGCGCAAGACGGCGUACAUGAAUCGGCAACGCGAUGUAAUAUCGGUUGUACCAUUCCUUCUCGGCAGGCCUUUUUACUAUACAGGAUCCUUGCAUGUUGCCAAACAAGUUCUCUUGAACGACGGCAAGGUGUGCAUGGAGAAACCUACCGAGCUAGGUGAGGCCCUACUUCUGUGGGGUGACAACCUGAUUACUGCAAAUGGGGAUAUGUGGAAACGACAUCGACGCGUACUCAACCCGGCUUUCUCUCGCGAGACCUAUUCCAUGGUGGUCAAAGAGACUUGUUCAUUGUACCGUGAAAUUGUCAAUGACGAGGGUUGGUCUGAAAAGACUGACUUUGUCAUUGACGGUUUCAACCGAAUUCCUCAACAUAUGGCCUUCCUCGUUAUAGCCAGAUGCGGCUUCGACGUCCACCUACCAUGGACGGAAGAAAACCACAGUCCAGACAAGUCAGACUUGUCUUUUGGCCAAGCGUUGAAGAUUGUCUCCGAGACCAACAUACACCGUCUAGCUCUGCCUACCUGGGCAUACCGAUUGCCUAUCGAAAGUUUGCAUCGCAUGGAUCACGCUUGGAAGUCGCUCGCAGUCCAAAUGGAUGACUUAGUGAUUCUUCGGAAGGAAGAAUUGAACGCGGAAGAGCUUAAUGGCGGUCAAUCGAGGGGCGACCUCUUUAGUCGUUUGGUAGGCGCUCUCGAUGAAGAGACGAAGGUCGGCUUGUCGAUGCAGGAAGUUAUUGGUAACACGUUCACCAUGAUGUUCGCGGGCCACGAAACGACUGCUCACGUUCUAUCGGCAACACUUGGAUAUCUUGCAAUAUACCAAGAGGAGCAGGACAAGGCUGUCGCAGAGAUCCUGAAACAUGUCCCGAAGGAUAAAGAUCCGACAUUAGAUGACCUGUCGAAUCUGGUACACGUAUUGGCGUGUUUCAAUGAAGCUCUCCGAAUCUAUCCUGCGGGUGUCAUCGUGAAUCGAGACAUGCAGGAGGACAUGGUGAUUGAAGUGGAGCAUCCUAGAAAGGAGACCAUGCCACUGCCAAAAGGCAGUCGUGUAGUCAUUGAUAUGAUUGGCGUCCAUCAUGACCCUCACAUUUUCCCCGAACCUGAGAAGUUCAAGCCUUCUCGCUGGUAUGGAGCACAUGAACACGACAUAACAAUGUUUGGUCUUGGUCCCCGUGCCUGUAUCGGUCGCAAAUUUUCCCAGACUGAGGCGUUGGCAUUCCUAGCUGUCUUCUUGCGGGAUUGGAGAGUCGACAUAGUACCUGAGCCGAAUGAAACACGUCUUCAAUAUGAAGGGAGGGUGAUGGAGCGAGCAAGGCUGCUUGGUCUUGCCUUUGGUAUCGAACCUUUCCCUCUCAGAUUGAGCUGGAAGCUAAUGCACUCCUUGACCCCGUGAAUGCAUGCGAAGAUAUGUCUUCCAAUAUGAUUGAGCGCGAUCAGAAUGAAAAUGACAAUGGUACCACGACACCAGGAAAUGGGGAUUCAACUGAGGCAUAGAUGACGACGAAAGAAGGGCUAACUGUUUGCCACUGUCAAUUGACCUGCUCGACGAUUUAUUCCCUGUCCCUCACAACGUUGCAAGUGGCCACCUACGCACGCAUAGGAGAAAUCGGAGAAGCGCAUGGUACCCUACAAACAUACCCGUUUGUCCUCAUUUAAGGGUCAUCACUUGACUUCCAAGAUCAUGCAUACAUGAAGUGAAG